Anopheles maculipalpis is the source of this 945-nucleotide messenger RNA. RefSeq names its product survival motor neuron protein (gene Smn). The record is from RefSeq and is a predicted model, not a curated record. The coding region runs from base 1 to 945 and encodes 314 amino acids. The transcript has 2 exons. Lineage: Eukaryota; Metazoa; Arthropoda; Insecta; Diptera; Culicidae.
AUGAGCACUAGCGGCAGAAAUUCGCAAAUGCCGAAUGCUGCUCCAGAAGCACCGAUGGAAGCAGCGUCCGUACCGCACGGCGGUGCAAUUGGACGCGACGAUAUAUGGGACGACAGUAUUAUUAUCAAAAAAUAUGACGCCUCACUGGCACUGAUCAAGGCCGAAGUAGCAAAACGAUUAGCCAUGAAUACGAACCGAAACGCACUGGCUGAAGCGGCCGGUUGCAGUGGCAUCAAGACGAUGCGUAAACAGCAAAACAAAGACAGCGAUUCAACGGGCGGCGAAGCGACGGUUGGUACACCGGAACACGAAGAAAAGGGCACGAUGGAAAUAUCGGAACACGAGCAACCGAUUGCACACGGACCACCGACCGGUAUGUUCGAGCUCGGUGACUAUGUGCGUGCCACAUACGAUGAUGGAGUGGAUUAUGAGGCGAAAAUUAUCGGGUUCGGAAAUCAGGGCGACUGUUUGAUCCGAUACGUGGGGUACAACAACGAGCAGACGGUACUGCUAGAGGAACUUCUACCUUCCUGGGGGAGAAAGGCACGUCGGCAGCAGCGUGUCGAGGCGGCCGAAGCGGAAGCUGCCGGUGCAGACUCUCAGAUGGAUAUUAGCGAUGACGAGCGGUUCACAAGGCAAGCGAGCAAGAUUAAGGUGAAUUUCGGACCAAACUUUGGUCAUACGAGUGUGGGACAGACGAUCCCCGGGAGGGGUGGGCGAUCGGGCAUGAUGGGACAGAGUAUGUCCACCGCGUACAUGGUUCCACCGCCACCACCAAUGCCCCCGAUGCUGGAAGAUGGGGACGAUAUCGAAUCGGAGAAUCUUUCCGCCAUGCUGAUGUCUUGGUACAUGAGCGGUUACUAUACGGGACUGUACCAUGGCCAGCGGAUGUCUCAGCAGCAACAGCAACAACACACGCAACAGAAGCGAGCAAGGCAAUCGUAA